UGAAGAUGCUUCAUCCAUCUGUGUCCAGCCAACACCUGCCCAGCCCCAUCCUCACCGCUGCCACUGCUCCUGCUCCAGUGUCGGGUGGUACUGGCUGCUCCGGGCAGUGUGGAAGCGCUCCCCAGGCUGGCAGCAGAGGGAAGAGCUGGCUUGGGUCUCCCACAGCUCUUUCUCUGCCCCUUCCUCUUGCACAGACGACGGGAAGGAGUUUAGGGAGCCCGGGUCACCCAGCUGCCCUCACUAAGGCUGGUGCUGACGGAGCUGAGCAGCUGCCACUCUGUGAGUGUUCCUCCUGCCUCUGCUCCGCCCCAGGGGCUGCCGCAGCCCAGCAUCAGCUGCAUCAGUCCUCACCUUCUGUUCUUCUCCCCUUGCCCAGGGCACAACACUGGACGCCGGCAGCCUGGAGAAGCUGCUCCAGCUCCAGGCCCAGGCUGGUGCCAAGCAGCUGCCAGUUCCCAUCUCCUCUGUCAGUGAAGGCGGAUGUGGCCAUGUGGAUGCAGUCAGGACCUGCAGGAGCAGGAGGAGGCUGCCCUGGCCAUUGGCACGGCCAGGGACCUCGGCUGCAGUGGGGGCACCGGGGCCAUUGGGCUCUGCUGGUGCAGGAGCUCUGUUUGGCCGGCCCCUGGCAGAUCUGUGCAGCCAGGACGGCAUGCUGCCCCAGCCCAUCCAGGACCUGCUGGCUCUGCUCAGUGAGCAUGGCCCAUCCACGGAGGGGAUCUUCCGGCUGGCAGCCAUCCAGCAUGCCUGCCGAGAGGUCAGGGAGGCCCUGGACAGCAGGGUGCGGUGCAGCUGGAAAACCAGCCCAUACUGCUGCUGGCUGUCCUCUUGAAGGACCUCCUCCGGAAGAUCCCCUCCAAGCUCCUCCACAUCCAGCUGUACAAGGAGUGGAUGAAUGCCAUGGGGAAGACCAGCAGGCAGGAGAGGCUGGCAGCACUGAAAGUGGUGGCCAGCAAGCUACCAGAGGCCAACCUGCUCCUGCUCCAGCGCUUGCUGGCGCUGCUUGGCAGCAUCAGCAAGAACGUGGCAGCUACCAAGAUGAUUGCUGGGAACCUGGCAUCUGCCUGGCACCAACCCUCCUGAGCCCAGCCCAGGAGCUGCUCCUGGGUGUCCUGGCUCUGGAGACAGGCAAGGUACGCUGUGCUCACCACCCAGCUACAGCGUCCCCAGCUCAGCCCAGCUUUGCUGCUCAGAGGGUCCUGGCUGCCUCCUCCCAUCAGCAAAGCCAUGGGGCAGCAGCCGGGAAGAGCAGCCCCACGGCUGCACCUUCCUGCACAGAAGCACGGCUCUGGCUGGGAAAGGCUGCUUGAGCCCUCAUCAGCCCCCUCGGUGAAACCAGUGCUUUGCUGUGUGCAGAUGACGCAGCUCAUCAAGCUCCUCACUGACCAGCAGGAGGAACUCCUUGGAGAGCA
This is a messenger RNA of Neopsephotus bourkii (Bourke's parrot), 1409 nucleotides long. RefSeq names its product skin secretory protein xP2-like. The transcript is spliced from 6 exons. The record is from RefSeq and is a predicted model, not a curated record. Bases 6 to 1307 code for a protein of 433 amino acids. NCBI's taxonomy places the organism in Eukaryota, Metazoa, Chordata, Aves, Psittaciformes, Psittacidae.